Messenger RNA from Bathycoccus prasinos, 711 nucleotides. Its product is annotated as DSBA oxidoreductase. The transcript has a single exon. The record is from RefSeq and is a predicted model, not a curated record. Gene Ontology annotation, molecular function: oxidoreductase activity. Bases 1 to 711 code for a protein of 236 amino acids. Lineage: Eukaryota; Viridiplantae; Chlorophyta; Mamiellophyceae; Mamiellales; Bathycoccaceae.
AUGGAGGAAGUCACGCAAAAUCCUAUGGACGAAGCAAAUCCGGUAUCCUUUGCAGUUUUACGCAUCCCGUUUUUUUUAGAACCAGAGUAUAGCCGCGACGAAACUUGGAGCGAGACGAAUAGGAAACGAUUGGAAAGGAAGUGGGGCGGGAAGGAAGCGUUUGAUGCGCAAAAGAAAAGGCAUCAGCUAAAAGAAAGAGGACGAGAAGUUGGGAUUCAACACUUCAAUUUAGAUAGGAAAGCGUCGAAUACGUUGAAAUCGCAUCGGUUGGUCCAAUGGGUGACGAAAAAUUACGGAUGCGCAAAAUCGGAAGCGUUGUACGAUGUGCUCAAUGUCGAACACUUUGUAAACGGGAAGAAGUUGAACGAUGCGAAGAUGCUUUUAGAGUGCGCGAAGAAGAUUAGCGAUGGAGUGAUCGAUUUGGAGAAAGCUGAAAAGUUUUUAGCCUCGGACGAAGGCGAGAAGGAAAUCGUUUUAGCGAAGAAAGCCUUGGAUAGGUUAGGCAUACACUCGAUUCCGAAUUUCGUCAUCGGUGGAAAGGAGGUCUUAUCCGGGGCGGUACAUUGGAAAGAGUUAGUUGGAGCAUUCCGACGAAUCGAAAGAACUGGUCUUGGAGCGCCAGAGAACGCAUUUGCGACUAUAUUAGGCAUUCCCGAAGAGAUUAUUACUCAGACAACUCUGGACCCGACGAAGUACGCCGCGACGGUGUAG